Messenger RNA from Passer domesticus (house sparrow), 3190 nucleotides. RefSeq names its product fibroblast growth factor binding protein 2 (gene FGFBP2). Gene Ontology annotation, biological process: cell-cell signaling. The coding region runs from base 2229 to 2819 and encodes 196 amino acids. The transcript is spliced from 2 exons. Gene Ontology annotation, molecular function: growth factor binding. NCBI's taxonomy places the organism in Eukaryota, Metazoa, Chordata, Aves, Passeriformes, Passeridae. The record is from RefSeq and is a predicted model, not a curated record.
CUGGGUGAGGGAGCUUCCAGCUUCCACCAAGAAUGUGAAUUUUGCAAAGAUGGUAGGAUUCAAGCUAUGAGCUGUGCAGGAUACCUGUUUCUGUAUAGCACUGGCAGCAGAAUUAAACAUUUGCAAGUUCUUCAGCUCCUACAGUUCACUGGUAGCAUCCUAGCUUACCUUGUAAAAGAACAAUUGUUUUCUAUUCAUAUGGGAGACCACAAACUGUUUAAUCUGAAGCACAGGCAGACAGGACUGAAAUGUCAGAUUAGAAUGAGCCAAACACUUGGUGGGAACAUAGUAGCUGUAACACAAAUAUAUUUGAGUCCAAGCUUUGAUAUUUCUCCUUAUCCUUGUGGUUUGUUUGUUCUCAUAAUUUGCCUUGAAAAACUUUGAGAACAAGAUAUCUGAAACUGGUAUAAAUUAACUUUUGAAUUGUUUUGGACUCUUCAGCAAAUCUAAAAAUUCUCGGUGCUGUUGUGCAUAACAAAGUGUAAACAAUACAUUUUUUUGCUAAAUAUUAGGAGGUACUCAAGUCCUUGCAGUAGGUAGGGUAACAAAAUUCCUCUGGCUGGCUGUAGGGUGAGAAGACUCCCCAGAAAACAAGAGUGAAUGGUAUGUCUUAAGUAGGCUUAUGCCAUUGUUGUCCUGAGACUUGGCUGGAGCCACACCACUGUGCCUGGAGAGAAGGAACUAAUGGCAAGUAGCUAGAGAUGAGAUUUCUGCGAAAAAUGUUAUUAAAAUAGCCAUGGAGAGGGAAUGAAAAGAAAACAAGAUUGUUCACUCUGUCAAAUGGUAUUUAGUCAUGGGAACCUGAUGUCACACUGGCUGAAAGAACAAGGUUAGGAUACCCAGAAUGGCUGUUCAGGUGGCUGCUUAUUCAAGCAGGCAGCUUUCAGGUUAUCUGGGCUGCCACACAGCAAGGAACUCCUGGCCCUCUUCUAUUAAUGAAGCUUUUGUUGUUGUUGAUGAUGUUCUGCUUUGCCAUCUGUGUUAAAAGGAAUGGUUUUGCCUUGGUGUUUGUUUAGCACUGCCUAGUGAGUGACUAAAUACACAAAAUGCUGUUCUGCCAGCACCCCACAGUUACUGAAGCAUUCCUAAACAAUCCAGUAGCCCUUUCCAGGAGCUGGUCAGGUCAGGCUGGCUGCAGUGUAUAUGUCUUUGGAAGAAGUGCCUAGUGGGGGUCUUACUAGCCAGAAGAGAACUGUGGAUUGCCACAGCAGGGGAAGGAUUUUUCCUCAUGACCUUCCAAAUGCUAGGGGAGUUAAAAUGAAUCUUCCUUAGCUCCGUUUUUAGUUAGUGCGGCAGAAACUGCUAGGACAGGAUUCUGCACCACAGUAUUUCUGUUCUCCUGCCUUUGUUUUACAGCAUUUUUACAGCUCACUUGUUACAAACAGGAAAAUAUCUAGUUAAAAAAAGAAAGUGAUGAAGUGCAAAUACCUGACAUGCUCUGUUGUCUGUUCCCUGCUGCUGAGGACUGUGAUAAGUUGCUGUCUUGCUCUGUUGGCUGAAAGGGACUGGUGAUGUGGAAAUGGUGAUAAAACUUCCAGAUGUUUGGUAUGUUUUUAGACCUGUAAUACCUUAUUUUGCUUAAGCUUUAUUUCUUUUCUUGUGUACAUACAUGGCUCAAAGAAUGUGCAGUUGAUUCUUCCUUGCAUCCCCACUGCAUAUAUGUGUAGACAAAAGGAAGAGCUGAAGUUGCAUCCUUACUGUGAAAAUCCACAGAAAGCCCAUUCCACAAAUCAGCUUUUUACCAGGACACUUACACUACCAGGACAUCUAUAAUCAUCCAGACGCAGAGACUGCUUUGGUACUUCUAUCCUUUUUACUUUGAUAUCAUCUUACAAGCUCUAGAAUGAAGAUAGCUGUAAAUCAUCUGGAGAAUGGAAAAUAUCUGUUAAAAAUCCAAUGUGACAUGUUCAUCCUGGAUAGGAAUGUGCUUCUCAGUUAUACAACUAUCAUUCUGUAUUUUAACUGCAUUUACAAGACUUGUCUUGUUACCUUCUUGGGAGUUCACACUCGUAAGGUUAUUUGACACUCCCUCAGGUUAUAAAUUAUGGGCAUUUGCCUACUGAAGUGUGAUUUAUUGUUUUUAUAAAAAUGCCCAACCCUUACAUCCCAUGUUUAGCUGGAAAGAGGCUUCUUUGUGCACCAGACUUUAAAUUGUGAGCAGCCAUUUACUUACUGCUUUCGCUUCUUUGGAUCGUGUUGUUCAAGGAUCUCAGUUCACUCCUCUCACCAUGAAGAGUUUUGCUCUCCUUUUCCUAGUUGUGAUCUGUGGCAUGGGAGGACUGGGACAGAAGCUGAAGCCAAAGAAAAGAAGCAAUGGUGAAGAAAUCAAAUUUCGGACUAAAACCAAAGAUGUUUGCACAAUAACCAUGAGUGGCGACGACGAGGAGAUGAAACUUAGAAUUGAAUGCAAAAGCCAAGGCUUGUCCUACUGGUGUGAAUUCAAUGGCAAGCCAUCAGUCUGUCGUGCUUUCAGAAAUAAUCCAAAGAUUUACUGGAAUCAGAUCGCCGCAGAGCUCAGAAAGGUCCCGCACGCUUGCGAAUCCAUGGAAGUGUUGAAGACCACCAUGUGCCAAAAGGCUCCCCCAGAGGCUCUCAUGAGGCAGAUAGCUGCUGGUGUGGAGCCAGAAGAUCUAGCAGACCAGGAAAAAUCAGUCCGGAAAGCUUCCAUUCCUAUGGGAGAAGCAGGGCAAAACUCUGACCUGGCCCAACACGGUCAAGGGUCUGAAAAUGAAACAGAAGCAAUGAAACUGGCACGGGAACACUGCUGGGAAUCUCUGCAUGGUGUCUGCUCCUACAUCAUUGGCAUCCUUAGGGGUUAAGGAUUUGCUUCAGAACAAUGGUAUUACAGCUGAAGAACGGUCCUUGCUGCAUUGUAAUAAUUUAGUCAUAAGAAUUUUGGUUAAAAAUCAGUAAUGUCUAUAAAUAUUUUAGCUGUUUCCUUUUUAAAGAAAAAAUGAAACUCUUUAACAGCUCUGAAAAAUUCUCAAGACUGGAAUGACUGUGCUUAAAGUGUUAGGAUGAACUAACUGCCCUUGGGCUUGCUAGACACCAAGGUGUACUGCAUUUAUGUAACCUAGGAUCUGCUUGACCCUGAAUAGGUUUUUGUGUGUACUGGCUUGCUUCAGUUUGUUAGAGAUAAAAGCUGUUAAUGAUGAUACAGUUAGUGCAAACAAUAAAAAUAAGAUUUUUU